Musa acuminata AAA Group (dessert banana) is the source of this 3657-nucleotide messenger RNA. RefSeq names its product phosphatidate cytidylyltransferase 1-like. The record is from RefSeq and is a predicted model, not a curated record. Gene Ontology annotation, molecular function: phosphatidate cytidylyltransferase activity. Lineage: Eukaryota; Viridiplantae; Streptophyta; Magnoliopsida; Zingiberales; Musaceae. The transcript is spliced from 13 exons. The coding region runs from base 1627 to 2898 and encodes 423 amino acids. Gene Ontology annotation, cellular component: endoplasmic reticulum membrane.
GUGUGGCAAAUAAAGGAUCCAGACUGAUUCAGUAAACAGGAUUCCUUUAGCCACAAAAUAUAUCGCUUUUGUGCUACAGAGUGAUACGUCAUAAGUUUGUAUUUUUUUUCCUUUUAAAUGAUCUUUAAAGUUAAGAUGUUGACGUUUACUAAGUCCAACUCAUCAUCAGGCAGUUUGACCCAGCCACUUCAAAUUGUUAUCUUUACUCUGUUUGAUUGAUUUUUGCUAUUUUCAGUUCUCUGGGUUUUUUUUUGAAAUAUAUCACUAUUUUAAGGCAGGUCUGAUAUUUGUAUCUUGACCCUGAUUUUGAUUGAAUCAGGAGCAAGUUUCUCUUGCCUUUGUUCUUGGUCUGGGCUAUGCUUCCCUCUCUUAUUAUUGUUCUAUUUUUGGAAGUCAUUGUUGGUUAUUAUAUUAUGCUUAGAUGGCCUUAGUUUUUCUUUAUUGGUCUUUUUGUCUCUCAUUUUAACUUGAGUUAAUAAGAUUUUCAUGAAGUGGGAACAUUUGUCAUCACUCUGAUGAUUUACCUUCUGGUAUCAAUAAUUAAGUAAUAAUUAUAUCAUCUUUAUUUAUUUAUUUUUCCUUUUGUUUCUUAUACUCAUACUAUAUGUUGCAACGAAAUUCAUCAUUUUUAUUAAAUAAAACCAUUUGGAGAUCUGACAUGGACUUAAAAGGUGUUAGGUCUGCUUGAAAUACAUUUUCUCUCUCGUUACUUUUUGUAAGUAGUUUGUCUUGGAGGAUAUCUUAUCUAUCAUGUAGUUUUUUCCCACUUUAUAUGAUCUUAGUGUAAUGGUAAUAGAACUUUCUUAUAUGCUAACUGGUGGACCAAUUGAUGAUUUCAUAUCUAGUAAGUUGUUUUUCUUAGAAAUGUGCAUCUUAUUUUUUUUAUUGUCUCAGUUCUUCUGGAUCAUAAUAUGAUUAUUGAGGACCAUGAAAUUUGUUACUAUAUUUACUUUUUUCAAGAUGGGCUUUGGUACAACGGUUAGAUUGUACUUUUGCGACACGAGAGACCAAGGUUCGAGCUAAAGAACUUGUCACUCAUCUUUUCAUAGUUAUUGGUAGAUAACAACUGUCAGGUACAGAUGCACUAUCUGAAUUUGGAUCAGUAUUCCUGGAAAGCUGCAUUUUUUUUAUUUACUGAUUUAUGAUAAUAAGAGACUUUUUGGGGUGGCAUAUGUAUUCCAUUGUAUAUAAGCACUUUUGACUUGUUUUACCAUAAAUCUAUUCAGAUUUGUCUGUUCCAGGUGCCCAUGAGCCAUUCAAGUUCACAGUUCUAUUUGCAGAUAGUAUUGUUGCAUACCAGUAAUUGUUUGUAAAACAACCAGUCAAAAGUGAAGUGGCUGGACCUUUUUUCAAAUUUCAGACCCAUUUACAUCUGUUUAAACUUUUAUUAUUCAGGAUGUCACAUAUGAUAUUCAUAAGAGGCUGAUCAUGCAUGGGGGUGUACCUAAAUCAUUUAUGUACUCGCGCUUCUUUUGCAGAAAUUACUCGGCAUUUUAGCUUCCUGUGAGGCAGCCAAGUUCAGAAACAGGUUGUCAUAUCAGGAUUGUUGCUUGUGGUGGAGAAGCAAAAUAACCCCAUCUACCUCCAUAAAGAAAAGCUUGGUUGAUUACAAAACAUCUGAUUGCCAUGAAGGAUUGCAGCUACAGUGACACUUCAAAUUAUUUGGGAGGGGUUCGGCAUCGUAAACACCCUAGUGAGGUUUCUCCAGAUGCAGAUAAAGCAAAUAGAUCAAAUUUGCUUGUUAACGACCACAAUAAAUACAAAUCAAUGCUUAUUCGUGCUUACUCAUCAGUGUGGAUGAUAGGGGGUUUCUCUUUUAUAAUCUAUAUGGGUCAUCUUUAUAUAUGGGCCCUAAUAGUGGUCAUCCAAAUUUUUAUGGCAAGAGAGCUGUUUAGCCUUCUCAGAAGAUCCAAUGAAGAAAGACAGCUUCCAGGAUUUAGACUUUUGAAUUGGCAUUUUUUCUUCACUGCAAUGUUGUUUACUUAUGGACAUUUUCUUACCCAGCAGCUCGUUAACACUGUGACUUCAGAUAAAUUGCUGUGCCAGCUCGUCAGUGGGCUUAUCAAAUAUCAGAUGUUUAUUUGUUACUUCCUAUAUAUUGCAGGCUUUGUAUGGUUUAUUCUCACACUGAAGAAGAAGAUGUAUAGGUAUCAGUUCAGCCAGUUUGCAUGGACACACAUGAUUCUUCUAAUGGUUUUCAUACAGUCAGCUUUCACUGUGGCAAACAUAUUCGAGGGUAUCUUUUGGUUUCUCUUACCAGCAUCACUUAUUAUUAUCAAUGACAUUUCUGCAUAUUUUUUUGGGUUCUUCUUUGGAAGAACACCAUUGAUCAAAUUAUCUCCAAAGAAAACUUGGGAGGGAUUUAUUGGGGCAUCAGUCACAACGUUGCUCUCCGCCUUUGUGUUAGCAAAUAUUAUGGGUCAUUUUCAGUGGCUUACAUGUCCUAGAAAGGACUUGUCAACCGGAUGGCUGCACUGUGAUCCUGGCCCAUUGUUUAAGCCAGAAUAUUUUUCACUACCUGCAUUGAUGCAUCAAUGGUUUCCUUGGAAAGAAGUGGCAAUUUUGCCUGUACAAUGUCAUGCUUUAGCAUUUGGUCUAUUUGCAUCGAUAAUAGCACCAUUUGGAGGAUUCUUCGCAAGUGGCUUUAAAAGGGCCUUCAAACUUAAGGACUUCGGCGACAGCAUUCCUGGACAUGGUGGUAUUACUGACAGAAUGGACUGCCAAAUGGUUAUGGCUGUGUUUGCAUACAUAUAUCAUCAAUCAUUUGUCAUGCCUCCGAGUUUCUCAGUUGAGAUGUUCUUGGACCAGAUAUUAAGGAACCUUACCAUUGAGGAGCAGCAGCUUCUAUACGAGCAACUCGGGAAUUUUUUUCAAGCAAGGCAAUUGUUGCAAGCCUAGUUCCUUCUCUAAUUAGCAACCGGCUUUAUGUACAUUAUCGUUUUCAUUGUUCGCUCUCCAGAUGGGUCUUAAGAGUCAAGCAUAGCCCUUUAAACUGCAUCUCAAUUUUCUUUCUGCUUGGAAGCUCUAUGUAGUGUUGGAACUUCCCACACACCUCUGCAAAGUGCUCGCUCUCUUCCUUUUUGUCUAAGUACCACAUCAUUUAGUAGCUGAUCUACACUCCUAGGAUUUCAAAAGAUUUCAUAUACUUGGCAUAUUUCUCAGGCUGAAGGCUUUCAAACUGCUUUGAAAUGGUAUUAUCUCAUGUUAGCUUGCCCUAGUCCAGCAUACUGGAAACCUUGCCCAGUGUGGUUCAUUUGCCCAUGUAACAACAUUUUAUCCUGCAUAUAUGCUUCCAUAUUACAGAAAGGUCAUGUUGUUCGUUUGAUUUUAAGUUAGGGAAAGUCGAAGUACAGAAGGUCAUUAGUCUGAAACCUUUGAUUUGGCUUCAAGGAGGAUAAAGAAUGAAUGCUAAAAUUUCAGUGAUGUACCUAUCAUCUUUUCUUUCCUGCAGAUUACAUUUGGAUGUACACAAUCCUGUCUUCUUUUUUCUCUCUUGUCAAGGAUGUGAACACCCAAGGCAAUUAAUAGGGUGGCAUGUAAUGUGUGGCUUUAGUCUGCUUUUGCCCUGUAAUAACUUUCCCUGUGCUCAUCAAAUGUACAAUUUGAAUCAUUAAAAUGUCAUGUUUAUGAAAUGAAUGUUUCUUUGUCCUCCUUCAA